CUCAAAACUCGUCCGUCUACGACCCUCAAGGCGCAGCGAUAUUCCAGCUGUCAUCGGACGCCGAUCAAGCAUUCUCCCUUGAGGUUAUUUUAUCACUCUCCAACAACCAUGGUGCAAAUACAGGGGAAGUGCUUCGCAUAGCAACCCAGAUCAGCCCUAGCAACAGUGAAGAAGCCACGUACCAAGCCUACUAUCCCAUGGCGCAGGCGGUCGACUCCCUAGCUCAAAGUAUCGAUCCUCGAAUCGACCCAGUCGGGGCGCGAGAGAACUACUUCCACGCGUCAACGUACUACCGUGCGGCCUCAAAUUACCUCGUCAAGGAUCCUAGCGAUCCCCGUCUCAUAAGCCUUUGGGACCAGCAAAUCUCCGCUUUCGAUAAGGCAAUCGCUCUUCUCAAGCCUGUUCCAGGGGAGAAGUUCACGGUCCAUGCAGCCAACUCCAGCAUUGGUCCGUACGACAUCCCGGCGUACUUCUUCAAAGCGCACGCCGACCACCACAAGAAAUUCCCAACAGUGAUGGUGACGACCGGCUAUGACGGCUCCAUGCAGGAAUCAUACCACAGUCAGUGUGUCCAGAUUCUUUCGCGUGGACUAAACUGCGUUGUGUACGAAGGCCCCGGUCAACCAAGUCUUCUUCGGUACCAGAACAAGACUUUUAUACCUGACUGGUGGACUGCGACCACACCUGUCGUCGACUACAUUCACAAUCGCACAGACGUAGACGCGAGCAAGAUCGUGCUCAUGGGCAUCUCCUAUGGCGGAACGCUUGCUCCGCGCGCGGCGUCACAAGAGCCGCGCAUUGCUGCAGUCAUACAGCUUGACGGCUUAUCGUCAAUGCAGCACGAUCUGAGAGAGCAGUUCCCCGCUGAACUGACUGAGUUAUUCGACAAUGGAAACCAGGUCGAAUUUGACGAGAUCCUGACUGCUCUUGCCAACAACGAAUCUCAGCCUAUCUAUAACCGCUACUUUGUACAACAGGGUUUAUACGCGUUCGGGACGAAAUCGCCAUACGAAUGGUUUACGCGUCUUGGUCCUAUCGCAGUCACGAACGAAACCGUACAAGGUGUUGGAAUGCGACCGGUGUAUAUCGCUAAGGGCGAGGUGAGUACCAACCACUUUUCAUCAUUUCGGUUGUUUUCAACUCACGAUCUGACACCAUGA
Messenger RNA from Didymosphaeria variabile, 1160 nucleotides. RefSeq lists its product as uncharacterized. The transcript has a single exon. Lineage: Eukaryota; Fungi; Ascomycota; Dothideomycetes; Pleosporales; Didymosphaeriaceae. The record is from RefSeq and is a predicted model, not a curated record. The annotation marks the transcript as partial. Gene Ontology annotation, molecular function: hydrolase activity.